Molecule: messenger RNA, 273 nt
Organism: Lactuca virosa
Lineage: Eukaryota; Viridiplantae; Streptophyta; Magnoliopsida; Asterales; Asteraceae
Source: the annotation of a GenBank genome assembly
AUGGAUACACCUUAUGCUGAUAAUAAAAUGACUAAGGUUGAGGUGAAAGUGCCUGAUGUUGUGUUGAAUGAGACUACAGAUGAGGUGAAUGAGACUGAAGAUGAGGUGAAUAAGAUUGAAUGUAGGGUGACAGAGCAUGUGACUAAGGCUGAAGGGAAUGAAGCUAAGGUGAAUAAGUUUGAAGGAAUGAUAAGAGACAUGGUUGAAUUUGGAUAUCCACAACCUGAAAUUGAGUUAACUAUGCAAAAGUUAGUAGGGAAAGACAUAAGAUGA